AUGGAUCUCUCCACAUUCCCCGCUGAAAUCCACGACAAAAUUCUUCGCUAUUUGGACAUCAAGCAAUUUAUGCGAGUCGCCUGCACAUGCCGAACAUUCUGGAACCGAUGCGAGGCCCUCCCCAAGAAAUACUGGAACGUCAAGGUGGAAUUUCCGAGGUCAGAGGGUCCCCAAAUCAACCAGGCCAUCAUUACGCAACCUUAUGCUCGACCAAUGACCAUCCCCUCCGAGCGGACAAUCGAUUUCCUAUUACGCGACGCCACUGUUCUCGGGGUCCAAACUUUUGAGUCUCACAUACCCGGCCUUACCUCGCAUAAGCUGGCUAUCGGAAAUGGGCUGCCGAUGAUCGGGCUUGACCCCCUCCCCGUCCUCAAGGAGUACAAACCAACCGGAAAGUACGAAACCGUCGGCAUCCACCACUUCAACCCUUACCCAGAAUUGGUGGAGUUCAUCAACGAAAACGUGGCCAAUUUGGUUUUCCACCCGGAUGUGCGACUUCCGGAAUGCCUGGAUUUGAAGGUGAAGACCAUGCAGUGCAAACUCUCAUCCCAGAGGAGAGGAGCCGAACAAGCCGUCGAAUUCGUGGUCGAACUGGUUACGCAAUGGAAAGACGGCGCCCGGGAGAUCGAAUCCAUUAGUGUGCAGUGCCCAGAGUUGCUUGGUUUUGGGCUUGCCUUCGAGGGACUGCUUACGCGACAGUACAAUGCCACCAGGGGCAUCAUCAUCAGGGUGGAUAACCAGAAAAUUGUGAUCGAUUUGGAUGUGAUGGUGAAUAACGAGACGUGGAUUUGCCUCAGAAAAAUACCU
Molecule: messenger RNA, 807 nt
Organism: Mesorhabditis spiculigera
Lineage: Eukaryota; Metazoa; Nematoda; Chromadorea; Rhabditida; Rhabditidae
Source: the annotation of a GenBank genome assembly